AAAUUCACAUAUGGAGCAAUAAAACUAAAUUAAUUCUGUACACGUCGAACUUUGAAGGAACAAACGUUCUAGAUCAUACUUUUAUUUAAUCGACUCUGGGGGUUUUUUUCGAGUGACUUGCUUGGAGUAUAUCUUGGGUUGUUUUUGUUUUUUUAGUUUCUUUGAAUGAAAAUGGAUUAUUUCUUCAUCAAAGUAGUUGUGGCCAUCUGCUUCGCGAUUCUCAUGAAAGGUACCCAGAGCCAAACGUCCACAGACACGCUAUGUAAGAACGUUGUUGCUACUUUAGACUGCAGUUUGGACACUCCGAGGAACAUUUGCGCCACGAAUGGAGUGACCUACCCUUCUGGCUGUGACUUCGCCAAGGUGCACUGUCAACGUCCGGACGUCCACAUUAAGUACGAGGGCAGUUGUUUAGAGAGCGACGCUGUGGGAGAUUCGUUCUGCAGGGACCUCCUCUCCUACAGCUGCCCAGUGGUCAGUUCUCCGGUGUGUGCCAACGACAACAAGACCUACGACAACUUCUGUCGCUACCAACAAGCCAAGUGCUCUAACAAAGAUCUCCAGCUGGCCUUGCUGGGAGUAUGUCCCACGCCCCCUCCAGUGACCACCACGACCAUCAGCGUGUUUGAGCUGAUCUGUCAGGGAAUUCUCAACACACCUUGUCCAGACAACCAGCCCCAGGUCUGCGGCUCUGAUGGGGUCACGUAUGACAGUGGCUGCGAUCUGGAAAAAGCGAACUGUAUCGCUGCCAGUGGCGUGACGCUGGAUAAAACUGGGCCCUGCUGACGUCAUCAUUCUCUGCGCUGUCUCCUCGCACUGUCUAUUCGGAGACGGCUCCAACGGAAGUAGACCAAUGAAAAUGCUUUGUGCCUCUAGACCAAGUAAAAAAAAGUCUGUUUUAACCCAUAAAU
Aplysia californica (California sea hare) is the source of this 911-nucleotide messenger RNA. Its product is annotated as agrin. The transcript has 5 exons. Gene Ontology annotation, biological process: anatomical structure development. Lineage: Eukaryota; Metazoa; Mollusca; Gastropoda; Aplysiida; Aplysiidae. The coding region runs from base 166 to 786 and encodes 206 amino acids. The record is from RefSeq and is a predicted model, not a curated record. Gene Ontology annotation, molecular function: calcium ion binding; collagen binding; extracellular matrix binding.